This is a messenger RNA of Harpia harpyja (harpy eagle), 4051 nucleotides long. RefSeq names its product RAB10, member RAS oncogene family (gene RAB10). Gene Ontology annotation, molecular function: GTP binding; GTPase activity. The transcript is spliced from 6 exons. Gene Ontology annotation, biological process: cellular response to insulin stimulus. The record is from RefSeq and is a predicted model, not a curated record. Gene Ontology annotation, cellular component: Golgi apparatus; recycling endosome; insulin-responsive compartment. The coding region runs from base 407 to 1009 and encodes 200 amino acids. Lineage: Eukaryota; Metazoa; Chordata; Aves; Accipitriformes; Accipitridae.
UUACCGAGCGGCGCGCGCAGCCGCGGCAGCGCCUGUGAGGAAGCAGCCGCCGCCGCCGUCCGGGGGGAGCCGGGCCGAGCUGAACCGAACCGAGCCGCGGGGUUAUGAGGCCGGGCGCCGCCGCCUCCCCGUGAGGAGCAGCGGGCCCGUGGCGGCGCGGGGAGGAGCGCGCUGAGGCGCCGGGGCCGCCCCGCGGCAGGAAGCCAUUUUGUGGGCCCCCUCCUCCUCCUCCGUCCUCCUCCUCCUCCUCCUUCGCCGCCGCCCUCGCGAGCGGCGCGGCCGGUGCUGCCGGCCGGGGUGGGCGGGCGGGCCCGAGGCGGGGGCGCCCGGUGAAGGGGGGCGAGCAGGGGGCCGGAGCGGGCGGUGGUGGCGGUGGUGGUGGCGGUGGCGGCCGCCGCGCCUCCCCAUGGCGAAGAAAACCUACGACCUGCUCUUCAAGCUGCUCCUCAUCGGGGACUCGGGGGUCGGCAAGACCUGCGUGCUCUUCCGCUUCUCCGACGAUGCCUUCAACACCACCUUCAUCUCCACCAUCGGGAUAGACUUCAAGAUUAAAACUGUUGAAUUACAAGGAAAGAAGAUCAAGCUACAGAUAUGGGAUACAGCAGGGCAGGAACGAUUUCACACCAUCACCACCUCCUAUUACAGAGGUGCCAUGGGGAUCAUGCUAGUAUAUGACAUCACCAAUGCCAAGAGCUUUGAAAACAUCAGCAAGUGGCUCAGAAACAUAGAUGAGCAUGCCAAUGAAGAUGUGGAGAGGAUGCUGUUAGGAAACAAGUGUGACAUGGAAGAUAAAAGAGUUGUCCCUAAAGCAAAAGGUGAACAGAUUGCUAGGGAGCAUGGUAUUAGGUUUUUCGAAACUAGUGCAAAAGCAAAUAUAAACAUUGAGAAGGCAUUCCUCACAUUAGCAGAAGACAUUCUUCGAAAGACCCCUGUAAAAGAGCCCAACAGUGAAAAUGUAGAUAUCAGCAGUGGAGGUGGGGUGACAGGCUGGAAGAGCAAGUGUUGCUGAACGUUCUCCUAUAUCACCAAUCGCCAUCCACCGCCCCUUUUUUCUCGCUGCAAAACAAACCACUCUGCCCGUUUUUAACCUUAAACCAAUUUUGUUCCUCAUCUUAACAAGCUCCUGUCUCCCUUUGUUUUUCCGUUUAGGACAGCUUGCGUACUAUAAUUUUCUCAACAACAUGUAUAGGAAAAUCAUCUCCGUGACUUCAUUUUUUAAUGUACCUGCUCAACUUACCACUACGUUUUGGUUGUAUUAUAGUCCCGUUCCUCCUGACAUUAAAACAUAUAGCAAUCAUAUUCAACUCUAUUCUGCAAAUUGUAUAAGAAUAAAAGUUAGAAUUAACAAUUUAUUUUGUACAACAGUGGAAUUUUCUGUCAUGGAUAAUGUGCUUGAGUCACCAUAUUCUCUAGAUGCAUCAGCAAAAGAGCCAGGAAAACACUCAUUUUCGCCUUGAGUCUGUGAAUGGGGUUUAUUUUGUCCUGUGCCUUAUGUGGAAAGGAACUUUUGUUUUCUUUUUUUUCUUUUCUUUUCUUCUGGUGGAAGCAUGUGCAGGAGACGUACCAUCCAUACUUGACCAUUUUAAAAUACUGAACUCUUUUGUGAUUGCUUUCUGUAAUUGUUGGUGUAAUGCAUCGAGGACAAAGGGUGGUGCAAAAAAAAAUAACUACAUUUAAUCUGCUGUGUCUCCUUUUUGGUGAUCUAGCCAUUCAGAACUGUUCCUGCUGCCAUAUUUUUUUUCCUCACUUGCGGCUCUUUCCUUUUGCCUGCAUGCUGCUUUUAUUUGCAUUUCUUCAUGGUGUGAUGUGUUAAUUAAAAGGAUGGCAACGUGGUAUGUUUGCCAAAAAUUUAAUACAAAGCACUGAUUUAGCUUUCAAGGUAAAAAUGUUGAAGAUACCUACUAAUUUCCCUCUAGCCAAUGUCAGUUCACUAGUAUAUCUUCUCUCUCCUCCUGCAUAGCCGUUGGGUUUUAUGAUAUGGAAGAGUUAUUUGCAUGCACUAGUUUUUCUAUGGAGGGUGAUGUGGUUGUCUACUUUAUGUGUAUGAAUAUAACAUGCAAUUCCCAAACUGACAGCAGUUAACAUGAACUUUUAAGUUCUCUCUUACUGUUAGCCGCUCCAACAAGUUGUUCAGUAGCCUAGCAAAAGGCUGAGUGAAACUAGAUUUAAAAAAAAAAAAAAAAAAGGAAGGAGAAAAAAAAAAAAGUUGGCAGUUUAAUUUAUUACCUCCCUGAAAACUUUCCGUUUUCCAGUGUUAAAAGCUGAGUCAUUGGUACUUGGGUCAGUCUUGCUCCCAGUCCCGUGCUGUGGGAACGUGGUGGGUGAUCCCAGCAGGGCUGCUCAGCCCCCCCCUGGGAUUAACUUGCUUUUCCAGCUCGCCUUCUGCGUUGCCCCGGCCAGGCUCCGGUGUCACCGAUGGCGUGGCUUAGUCAUUUCUGAAAGGAAGGGGGUUAAGGACUGCCAGUCUGACAUUGUCGACUGCUCCCGCUGAACCGGGCGUUCAGUCUGCAGGAGUGUUUGUACGUUCACUUGCCUCGCAUUUAAAAUAACCACGUAGGAGAGCUGCUCCAGCCAAGGACAAAAAGAUAUUUUAAAUAGACACUUCUUCCCCCCCCAAGCCUCACGUUCUCCUUUAAAGUUGGACAAGCUUGUGCCUCGCUCUUGUCCGCUUGAGUUUUGGACUGCCUUCGGUAAAUAAUGAAAGUAGUAAAUAAUGCUGAUUUAAUGAAGUGAUGGUGUUUUAACAUUGAACUUCUAGUUUCGAACGGCUUCCCGUGUAGUAACUUGACCGAGGUGUCUCCCUUUUCCUCUGUAUUUUGGCAUUUUGUCUCCGUGUGUGUUAACCCUUCCCAGUCGAGUGGCUGUUGGGGUCGGGCAGGACCCUGGGACUGGCGGAUAAAUCGGCACCGCUGCGUUUCUCACGUCCCGCGCCUGCCGGUCAGCGUUGUAAAUAGAGUACGGCUACCUUUUGGUUAAAUCUGCACUUUCUAACAUUAUCAAAAAGGGAAAAAUGGAGAAAUAUACAUCAAGGGUUUUUGGUUUUUUUUUGUAUAAUCCUUGUUUUAAACGUGAGCUUUUUAUUUGCUUCCAGGGGCUCGUCUCCCUCUGUGUAAAUCCCUCGGGAUCCUUUGUAGACGCUGUGUUCGUUGCAAGCCAACAGGUAGAGAACAGGCCACUCGCUGGUACUACUAGCUACCACCUCCGUUUCCUAUUCUCCUUACCGAGCUAAUAAACUGAAAUAUUUCUAGACGGUCUACUUCUGUUCAUAUAAAAACCAUGAAUUUUAACCGCGUGGCUUGGCUUUGUUUUGUGUUGUGGAGUGCAAGGCCCAGCCGAGGAGGAGUGAGCAACAAGAGUCGAUGCAGAUGCUUUAAAAAAAAAAAAAAGUAAUAAUAAUCAUGUUGGAGGAAUUUGCAGUAACUUUAUUUCUGCCGGUAUCUAAACUUCCUGCUAGCUAGCAAACUAACUGCUUGUGAAACCUCUACUUGGAAGACACCCCCCUCCCCAGCCCUGUGUGUGGAAUAAAGCCUAAGGCCAGCCUAGAAAAGGAUGCGAAAGCAGCUUUCCCCGCGCCAGCUGCCCCGGUGCCGGCGGUGCCACCGCAGAAGGGGGGGCUUUAGCUGACCCGGCCAGCGGAGGAAGACUCGGCGCUACCUUUUUGUCAUGGCAAAAAAUGUAACUUGAUUAAAUUGGUCGUGCUAAACUAAAACCCGAGGUUGAAUCUAUCCUACAACUGGGUUAACCGCUUUCUCUUUAGUGCUUCGGCGCUGCCCGGGGGAGCUGCCGGUGCCGUGGCGGUGCGGGGCAGGGGUAAACGCGGCGCUUUGUGCUCUCGGACUCGGAUGGUGGAAAAACAGCAUCAACUUAAGGUCUAGGAUUAAUUCCCAUGCCUACGAUUUUUUACUUAAUCUUUUAAUAUUUUUGCUACUCCACUCUGGCUUUUUAUUUAAAACACAUUCUUUUGUACCACUUACUGUAUCAAAUUGUAUAAAAGAUCACUGUCCCAUUCUUGGUCAUACCAAGAGCAAAUAAAAGCUUUUAUAAACUUGCA